AGCGUAGCUUCGGUUGAGCUUGCGGAACUACGCCGCUUUGCAUCUCGGGAGACUGGCUCAUCAGUGCCUGAUUAAGAGGGCCACCGGGCGUGAGAGGCCGGGUGAGAAGACGCACCCAGCUAGGCUCUCCCCGGCCCCACGUCUCUCGCGGGCCCGAGGACCCGCUGCGCCUUCGGAAGAACUGGGCGUCCGGCUCCAGGUCGCUGAGCGCCCACCCUCUUCCUGCAGCCCACCAUGCCCGGCUUUGAGCUACCCCUGGGCGUCUGCCCGGAUAUGUGCCCGGCCGCCGAGCGCGCCGAGCGCGAAAAGGAGCGCCGUCUGCACCCUCUGGUGCUGGAGUCCGCGCUGGCCACGCUUCUGGCCGUGGUGGCGCGGCUCGGGCCGGAGAGGACGCGCGGGCCAGUGGACACAGUGCUGCUGCAGACCCAAGUGCAGGAGAGCUUUGGAUCUCUACGGCGCUGCUACGCCCAGAGCGGAGGGCCGCACCCCCGCCAGGCCACCUUCCAGGGCCUCUUUCUGCUCUAUAACUUGGGCUCUACAGAAGCCCUGUGUGAGGUCCUACAGCUGCCUGCCGCCCUGCGUGCCUCCCCAGCCCUGCGCUUGGCCCUCGCUGUGGAUUCCGCCUUCAGGGAGGGCAACACUGCCCGCCUGUUCCGCCUGCUCCAGACCCUGCCCUACCUGCAGAGCUGCGCAGUGCAGGGCCAUGUGGGCCAUGCCCGCCGCCUUGCCCUGGCCCGCCUCGCUUGUGCCCUCAGCACUCCUAAGGGGCAGGUGUUGCCUCUGGGCUUCAUGGUCCAUCUGCUGGCCCUGGAUGGUCUCCACGAAGCGCGAGAGCUGUGCCGGGCCCAUGGGCUGCCCUUGGAAGGAGAGGAGAGGGUUGUGUUCUUGAGGGGCCGCUAUGCUGAGGAAGGGCUGCCACCUGCUGGGACCUGCCAUGUGUUAGUGGGGAGCAAGCUCCAAGGGCGCACCUUGGAGGAGGUGGUCAUGACUGAGGAGGAAGAUGAGGUGGUGCACAGACCAGUGUCCCCCACGUCUGGAGGAUGUAUCUUGCCCAGAGGACUGGGUCAAAGCAAUUAGGGUUCAGUUUUCAUGAUUCCCAGUCAAUAAAACGAACUUGUUUUACAGGGACUGAUCAGACUUUAUUUAGUUGGGCUGCAUAGAGGGGCAAAGGCAGACUUGACAAGGUCCUGUCCACCCUGGGCCUGUUUCCGUGCUGGAGCCUCUGAGGGCUAGACUUGGUGGUCUCUGAGUUGGCAUCUAGGGCUAGCAUAUGCAUCCUAUCUUACACACCCAGCAUCGUGAGCAGUCUUUCCAUUCCCCAACACCCAUCUGUUUACCCGGCCCACAAAGAGCAAAACUCAUCAGGAGCUGGGUUCUCCUCUCAGGUGUCUGCAGCUGGUGCCUCAGAAGCUGAAAGGAUCCCAUGGUUAUGUUCUGGGAAAGCACCCCAUGAAAACAAGUGGGUCAGGGUUAGAACAAAAGGGUGGAGUCAGAGGUCAUCCACAGGCCUCAGAGUGGCUGCUGCACCCUCCAGGGCUGCUACCACAAUGCUGAGCUGCCUGUGCACCUCAGCCCAUUCUUCAGAUCCAUGGUCAGUGUUGUUGGCCUUGGAGCAGGCAUUAGCCAGGCCAGGGAAUGUGGCAACAGAGCCUCUCCGGGGUGCCCAGAGCACGUGGCUGAUGAGAAAAAGGGCAGGAUGAGGGUCAGGAUGUAGUCAGCCUGGGACUCACUCAGCUGCCAUGCCUAUCUGCCAUGCUGAGGAAGUGCUUUCCACCUGUCUCAGACAGUGGGGCUUACAGCAGUGGUUCUGGGAGGACAGGUAGGCUAUUGUUCCAACUGUGACCAGUGUGCCACCCCUCCCUGAGCUUUGCUUUAACUGUCUCAGUAGCUGGAUUGGGCUCUAAAGCAGCAUAUCUGACAUCCUCCUCCUCAGGCAUGUGGCCAUCAUCCAGCCCCACCUCAGGAGCUUUGUAACAAGCUCACCUGUAGUAGCGUUCUUCGGGGAAGGCUCGUGGGUUGAGGAAUGUCCGUUCCAAAAGCAUCAGCUGGUCAUUGACCAUCCGGACCUGCAGCGGGCUGGGGGAGGCAGGACCUACUAGUCACCCAGCAGCCUGUGGCACGGGGCUGUGCCCUCCCUGACACCUGCCCACUCCUAUUGCUUACUCAGGGCUGCCCUUCUGCAGGUCUGAUAUGCGCUGGCCCAAGGCUGUGGCUGCUGCCUCAAACUUCUCCACUGCAGUCACCAGAGGCCCUGAGAGGAACACCCGCGCACU
Molecule: messenger RNA, 2273 nt
Organism: Fukomys damarensis (Damara mole-rat)
Lineage: Eukaryota; Metazoa; Chordata; Mammalia; Rodentia; Bathyergidae
Gene: Sac3d1
Product: SAC3 domain containing 1
Exons: 3
Coding region: 235-1077 (280 amino acids)
Biological process (GO): centrosome duplication; spindle assembly
Cellular component (GO): centrosome; spindle; nucleus
Source: RefSeq, a predicted model, not a curated record